AUGAAAUCAAACAUUGAGAUUCCUUUCUAAACUGUAUAGAUCUCCAGCUUCACCUCUCAAAAUAAUUCAAUAAAGAAUUUAUCAGACAAUUAGAUAACACACAUUUUAGACUUAAAAGACUCUAAUAUAUCUUCAGAGCAACAAAGCAAUAAAGAUGCCACAUAAUGUGAAGUAAUUCUUGAUUUACCUGUGAAAACAAACGGAUUUAUCUGGCCUUAUCAUCCAUUUUAAGUGCUCUCCUGGGUUGUAUAUACCUACAACAUGAUACAUUUUUAUCUUGUAUCAAUACCUAUUUUCACAAAUAACUUAGUACAAGUCAUCAUUCUUGCAGUAGUAUACCUCAUUUUGGGAGUAACAGUGUUCUACAUGACUUAUAUUACCACUAAAAUAGAUCCUACUGACAGAACAGUAUACUUAGAGAGAGCUUCUCGAUAGCCAAACCCUGAUUCAGAGGCUUUGAAAUUUAAUCCUUAACAAUAUUCCUAUCAUUGCAGUAUAUGCAAGACGCAUGUAUUAGAGUUUUCAAAGCAUUGCUAAGCUUGCAAUAGAUGUGUUGAGAAUUUUGAUCAUCAUUGUAAGUGGCUAAAUAAUUGCAUUGGUGAAAUCAACUACAACUAAUUUUUCAAUAUGUUAGUUGCUGUGUCCAUCUCUCUUACUUUCUAAUCAGGAAUUAACAUUGGAAUAAUAAUUGAUUAUAGAGAUAGACUAAAGAAAUUACAUCAAUAUGACGAUAUGAAUUACAUAAUUGAAAAUUUAUUAAACUCAUAAUUCCACAUCGCAACUAUAGUUAAUUUGAUUGUGAAUACUUUGGUACUUAUGAUGGUCUCUAAAUUGCUUAUUUAUCAUAUUUGGCUUAAAUACAAUGGACUAACUACUUACCAACAUCUUGUAAUGAAGAGAGAUAAAUUGGAAAUCACACCCAGGAAAUCAAAAGUAAUUAAGAAAAUAGAGAAAUAGGAUGCUCCAAAAUUUGAAGAAGACUUAUCUAAUGCAAAUACUGCUCGGAAUGGAUCUAAUGCUGAAAAAGUCAAGUAAAAAGGAUAUUCCUGCUUGAGAUGGAGCAACGCAUCAAAUGAACCCAAGAUUAAGCCCAUGCAAGCAUCAUUUUAAUAGGAAAUUGAGAAAUAUUCUAAAUAAAAAAUCAUUGAAUAAGACCAGUAGAAUAUUGAUUAAGAAAAACUAUGUGUGAUAAUAAUAGAUGAUAAGUAGUCUUAAGCCCUAGCCGAGAGAUUAGACCUUGUAAGCAUAGGAGAAUACGAAACAAGAAAUUUUGCCAGUAACUAAUAAAGAGAAAGUUUGCAGAAAUUGAAUUAGACCUAGGAUAAGAAAACAUCUACUCCAAACUACUUACCUUUCAUACUUAAUAACAAAAAUUAAGAUUACGUAAAAGAAUCUCCAAUUCAUCACUUUGAAAAUCCUUUAUACCAAAAUGAUAGUACAAAUUUAAAAGAGAACUAAGAAAUCACCAAUCAUUAUGGAUCCAAUUAGGGCUUUUAAAGCUCUAGACAUGAUCUUAAAUUAGAUAUUGGAAAUGUGGGUGGAGCUGUGAAUGGUCCAGUGUUUGAUAAUUAGAUUCAGACCGAAGAUUACCGAGAUGGAAUUAAUCGAAGUAAGUUGAGGUUUUAUACUAAAGAUGUAACUUAUAAUGAUAGCGAAUUCGAUCACUUUGAAGAUGAAAUUAAUAAAGAAAGAAAAAGAUUUAAUCCAAAAAAGAAUAUUGACUGA
This is a messenger RNA of Stylonychia lemnae, 1725 nucleotides long. NCBI's taxonomy places the organism in Eukaryota, Ciliophora, Spirotrichea, Sporadotrichida, Oxytrichidae. The record is from the annotation of a GenBank genome assembly.